UAAAAUAGGAAAAUGGAUACAAAAAGGGAUGCUUAGUCUAUACACUGGUACAAAGAAAAAAAAUGAAAACCUAAAAUAAAUAUUAUAAGUAAUUGUUUGAGGUGACCUAUAUCAAAGGUGAACUUAAUAGGAAAGGACACUAAUCUGACUUUGAGGCAUGGGCGUUAAAGAAUAAAUGACCUGAUGAAUUUGAUUAAGACUGACAUAGAGGUCAAAGAAAUGUGAAGCAAGAACACAAAAGCAAGAGACUGCAACAGAUUUCAUGCAGUCGUACUAGCCUUCCUCGUCUACUGGGACUGAAACAUAAGCUGAUUAUAGUUUCCUAAAUCAGCAAAAAACUAAGUGUUGCCUGUAUAAAGGAAAGGCCUUCAGGGGUCUCACCUUUAUGCAAUAAAAAACAGGGUGAGAAAAGCAGUAAGGGAAACCUAGGAAGAAAGAGACGACUUUGUUGAUUACCAAUACAAUCAAAUAAAGGAAGCCCGUUUCUGGCUUCGUCAAUCUGUGAUUGUACACUUUUUGCCGUUUAUUUCAUACAGAUCUAGUGCAAAAUGGAAACAGACUCGGUGACUUGCCCUCAGAAAUCUGAAUCCCAGGAUGAAUGCAGUAGUGAAGCAGGAAAAGUCAGCUUUACUGAAGAUAUGGAAACUGCAAUAAUAGAAGAUCACAUGAAGGAAAAGAAAGACACAGACCUCCAAGACUUUAACAAGAAGGACACAGAAGCUAUUACUGGGUUCGAACAAAUGGAAAAACCUGACAGCAGUUUCCAUCCUCAACCUAACGCUCAUCCCACCUCCUCACCAGCAGAUGGAGCCGUUGAGCCAACAAGGGAAGACUUGAGCAGUACAGUUGAAAAUGACCUGGAUGGUGACCAGGGUCAAGAGUGGCCACCGGUGCCAGGACUGGAAAAAGAUAUCCAACCAGAGAAGAAUGAGUGUCAAGCCGCUGAGAUUCAGGAUGAGGUGAAGGAAAACACUGAAACCAAUGUUCAGGCAUCUGUGCAAGACACUGAGGGUGAAGAACCUGUUACCAUGACACAGGCAGACAAAGGCACUGACUCUCCACAAGUGCCAAAGUUGACCAAAGAAGAAGAGGGACAUGAGCUUGAGUCACAUGGUGACUCCGACUCAAUUGUGUUCCUUUCAGAAAACAGUGAAGAGCUAAAUAUAGACUGCAAACCUUUGGAUUUCCCCACCACCAGAGAGCAGUGGGUGAGACGGGACAGUCGUUGCGAUGAACCGCCAAAUCUGUCGUAUUCCAAAAGCUCUUCAAAAAGUCUUCUCACUGAGACCAAACCUUCAAGCAUCCAAAGUACAUCCAUAACUGAAUCUGGGGUUAAUGCAGAGAACGUCCAGCAGGGGGAGCUUGAGGUAAACAACCCAAGUGGUAUGAUUGAGAAUGAGUUGGUACAACAGGUGUUUGGUGCUGCUCCACCCCUAGAAACAGUUCCAGGCGAGCCAGCCAAUCCAGAGCCAGGUAACUCUGCCUGUAUCUCUACGGAAGUAAAAGAGUCAUUGAUUAUGUCACACGGGAGGAGGGACAGUGCAAGGGACGAGAGAGAGUGUAGUGAAACAGGUGAAGAGCGAAAGCAAACAGUGCGUUUCACAGAAACAGGUGGGACCGGAGGAAAGCAGCUGGAGGAGGUUAAAGAUCAAAGACAGGAACGGGAAAACAAAGGACAGAGUGCAGAGUCCCAGUCAAACACAAAGCCUCAUCCCGGAGAAGGGAAAGUCAAGAGAAAGCAGAUGGAUCAUUUUGAUGACAGCCAGAGCGAUAGCGGUGUCUCAGCAGAUUUCUCCCCCAACAGCACAACAGAUGUCUCGGAGGGCCUUGUUAAAACUGAUGCUCCUCAGCCCUUUGAAUCCCCACUUAACGAAACUCCCAUUGAGCGGGAAAUCCGUUUGGCUGUAAAGAGAGAGCAGAGUCUACGUCGUUCUCGAGGACUAUGUGACGCAACUGACAAGUCUAAUGAGUUUGUGGAAAUUCCAUUGAGGAGACCUAUUCUAUCCCAGGACCUCCAUAUAAGACCUAUCUCAGGCCUUGACAAGGACCGGCAGUUUGCUGGAAAAAAGAUGCAGAAGGAAAUCAGCGCAGAGACAGAGAGGGAGAAGGUUCUGGUUGAACUGGGCAGACUACCUGGCUUCUAUGACAAGGGAACAGAGGUACAGCUUCAAGAAAAAAAGUUGCUCUUCGAGUCAUUUCAAGAACCGAAAGAAUCAAUGGCUGCCUUUAGCAGAAGAUCUGCCACAAACUCCACUUACGUAGAGUCUGCUGCUGGAAUACAGGAAGGUGAUUCUGCCGUUAGACAACGCCUAAUGCAAUUCUCACAAAAUUCUGCCACCCCACCAGUCAUGGCCCAGUAUGGAGGCACCAACAGCAACCCGCCUGCUACUCGAGGACCUGGUCUAACUGAGGGAAUCACGGGCCAGAUAAUCAUAAUAGAGGCCAAUUCUAUUCCCACAACUCUGGGAGGACCAAACGGGGGUUAUAAGACAGCCUCACGGACAGAUGGAGGAUCCGUAAAAGUGAUGAAUCAUGUGGGUGUGAGGGCUUCUUCUGCAGAGCCUGUUAGUGCAAGACAAAGACCAAAUUUAGAAGUGAUUGAAGAUGAAGACUCAAGUGUAGUAAAGGAGAACCCUUUCUUCAAGCUCCGCUCCUCUAUGACUCUGCAGCCUCAGGUGGAGCUGGACAUUAAGGAGGCAAAGGAAAGGGAAAGAGAACUACAGAGACAGAGAAACAGUCUUUAUGGAGGUGCAUCCAUAGAUCUGGAAGAAGAAAAGGGAACAAGAAUGGAUCUGAGGACAGAAAGUGGGGUGAAAGACAAAGAGAUUCUUAGUUCAACACCUCCAUGGACAAAUCUGACUCCAACAGGCCGCCAAUCAGAGAUGUUAACCUCCACUACAUCAGUGCGACAAUCCACUGGAAAACUGGGCCUAACAUGGCCACCACCUCAAGCUGAUGAAGAACAAAGACAACUGCCAGAGUUAAUUUCAUUGCAUGUAAAAGAACAGUCAAGACAUUCUUCCAAAUAUCUCCUUCAUGGAGACAAAAUGUCAGAUGGGUUUAAAACAACACAAGGAAAACACUAAAGAUCCCAAGGCAGCGAAAUCCGUUACUUGAACGAUGGGAGUCAGGGAUGGUGAACGGCCAAGUGGAAGACAACAACUGAGACUGAACCCCAACUACAGCAUCCUGGCAUAAACAACACGAACCGCCCAGACAACCGAGUGCGCCUGCAUAAAAUAAAGCAUAUGAAC
Messenger RNA from Megalobrama amblycephala (Wuchang bream), 3254 nucleotides. RefSeq names its product MISP family member 3 (gene misp3). The record is from RefSeq and is a predicted model, not a curated record. Lineage: Eukaryota; Metazoa; Chordata; Actinopteri; Cypriniformes; Xenocyprididae. The transcript has 4 exons. Bases 549 to 3086 code for a protein of 845 amino acids.